CCGGGCUGCGGCACCGAGGCGCCGUUACCACGGCAACCGUCAACAACGAAGCGGCUGCGGUGUCACCCCUAAAGGGUUCCCCUGCCCGGGAGCCGCCGGCCGCACCUGCGGCGGAUCCUGCCGGGAAAGCCGGAGGAGCCCGGCCCGGCCCCUCGAGCCCCGGCCCCGCUCCGAGGCCAGGCCGCUGUGAGGGGUGACGGCGGUGGGGGUGGGUCCGCGUGAGCACGGCCCCGCCGCAGAGGUGAAGCUCAAAACCAGCCGGUGUCUUGGAAAUGAGGGUGAUUCCUGCAUCCGUGGUGCAUUUUGCAUCUGGAAGGGGAGAACCAUGGCUGUGAAUACAUGGAAGUAUCCCCUGGGGAUUCCCCCACCAUCUGAAAAGGACUGGCCAAAGGAUGAGGAAGAUUUCUUCCUGCUGGAUCCUGAUCGAGAGCGUGAUGCAUUGCCGCAGCCCUUCAGGAUGAUCAACAAACUGGUGAUGCAGGUUUUUGAGAGUGCUAUGGAAAUCAUUGAAAGAAGGGAGACGCUCCGAGAAGCACAAAAACGAAAGGUCCAGCCCAAGAAGUGCUUCCCUACAGCUGAAUUCCAGGUAACUGAAAGAGCCAAUUGCCUUGCAGUGUCUGGAAAAUACGUCUUUGUUGGUCUGUCCGAGGGUCUGGCUGCCUUCAACACGUGUGACUUCAAGGAUGUCUGUGCUUGGGAUGCAGCCAAGACAGAGAUCUGUGCCGUCCAUGCCUUGGAUUUGGGGAACGAGUGCCAUGUCCUGCUUGCUGUGGAUGAAAUGGGGCUUGUCUGGCUCUUCUGCUUUCACAAGCAAAGCUUCCUGCUCGUUAAAAUCCUGAAUGAAGUGGAGGAUAUCAGCCAGCGAAGCACCUGUGUGGAGGAGGUGCUGUCCCGAGGAGGUGAUUAUGCAGGAAUCCUGCUGCAAGACAGCACAAAAGCUUGGCUGGAGAUCUACCAAUUGCCUAAGGAUUCCUGGCUGAGAGAGAUGGAAAAAAACUCAGGAGCUGCAGAAGGGCUGGCUUGCAGUGAGAGGAGGUCAAGCUGCUUAUCUGAGGAGCUUCCCGUGUCUGCAAUCCAAGCUGAUGUAGAGCUGGAUCUCCCAGUGCUGCUGCUGACAGUGAGGCCACCCAAACCCAUUACAGGCACUAGUUUUAAAGACCCUUUGGAUGCCUUCAAGGAAGUGGAUGAUGACAGCAUGCUUGGCUUGGGGUACAACCACCUAAUCAAGGAUUCCCAGUGGGAGCUGCACGAAGCAAUCUUCUGUAGCACUUACCGGGAGUAUCUGGAGGGUCAGGGCGUGACCAAGGAGGAGAUCCCCAGACAUGCUACCUUUCAUUUCCUCCUGCCUAGCCGGAUCCUGAUGGGACCAGAAAUGGAAGUACAGCCAGAUAUUCCAGUUGGCAUCGGUGUGCAUUGGGAUGGAAACCACAAUUUCUGCUUGUACUUACUUAACCAUUCUCUCAAGGGGAAAGCAGAUUCUGAUCUGAUGCCUGAUGUUGUGUGGCCAUGUGCUGCUCCAAUUGCAUGCUCGGCUGUCAGUUCCUGCUCCAGGUACCUGGCACUGGCAGGUGAAGAUGCAACAAUAACUAUCUGGGAUAAACACCUAGGAUACCCACUGUCUGUGACUGCCAUUCUAGAGGAACGUUUCAUCCGUAGUAUCCACUUUCUGUGUGGCUCUGCAGCUGCCAGUGAUGAGACACCUGGUACAGAUCCUGUCUGUCCUGGUGCAGAUCCUGUCUGUCCCAUCAUACAGCUUCUAGUGCUGUGUACAGACAGCUCUUUCUAUUUGGUGAAAGCACCCAGGGCUGGGAAGUCCAGCAUCACACUCCUGGCAGACAGGCCUGAAAAUCCAAAUCUUACUAUCAGUGCAGUGGUGCCUGUCCUGGCCUUCCCCAGUGCAUCAAUUUUGGUGCUUCAGGUCCUGAUCUUCUCCUGGGAUGGCACAGUGUCCCUGAUGAACACUGACACAUCACAGACUGUUUACUGCUUCUGCACUCCACCUUCUCAUGCUGUAGCACCCCCCUGGCAGCCAGUGUUCACAGUGGACAGUAUGAACUGCUGCCUGCUGCUUCGAGGAGAUGAGCAGCAGCAGGAAGAUGAAUUGGCCCAGAGCAAAGCCGCUCAGAGCACCAUCUUCCUUUUUGACUUCAAUUCCUACCCACUGAAGGAGGCUUUCCCAAAGAAACCAGAUUUGUCUCUCAAAUCUUUGCAGGAGCUGAAGUGGAUUGAGAGAUGUAACAUUUUCUUACGUGAUAGGUUUCACUUUCUGCCAGAGAGGCAGCAGGUACUGCUGGAAAUGGAGGAGCAGGAAUACUGGGAUUGUCUGCAGGCACAAGCAGCUGCCAUGGACAAUGAGAGAGAGAAAGUGAAGGGAGAGAAGAAGCAGUAGCCAGCCUUGCAUCCUGGGGGCCAGGCUCAUGAUCCAGCACUGACAUUUUGAUAGACACUCUAUUCCAAUCAUCUCUCUCCCAGCGACCUGGAGCAUCAGAGCAAUCUGGUAUGUUACAAUAAUACAGAGGACCUUAAUAAAGUCUU
Molecule: messenger RNA, 2535 nt
Organism: Corvus hawaiiensis (hawaiian crow)
Lineage: Eukaryota; Metazoa; Chordata; Aves; Passeriformes; Corvidae
Gene: WDR93
Product: WD repeat domain 93
Exons: 16
Coding region: 326-2389 (687 amino acids)
Biological process (GO): electron transport chain
Molecular function (GO): protein binding
Source: RefSeq, a predicted model, not a curated record